AUGGCAGCUGAAGAAACCAGCAGGCAACUCGCCGACCUCUUCAACUCACAUACAGACAUGCUCUCUACUCGUGUUGCUCAGAUUCUCGCGUGCGUCGUGGCCAUGCCGAUGGUCAUGGCUCAGCAUGGGCCAGUCGUCUUCCCAGUUGACUACCAGGUCUGGAACGCGUCGCGGGAUUAUAACUGCCCAGGCAGCCCGACACAGGCAGACCAGUUCAUUGUCGGAGUCUGCGCCAAUGUCAGUCUUUAUUCGGGCAAGUUCACAGUUCACCCACCUGCCGGUAAGGAGCAUCGUCGCAUUCUCAACUCUCUUGGCCGUCUGACCAGUAUGAGAUAG
Messenger RNA from Peniophora sp. CBMAI 1063, 336 nucleotides. NCBI's taxonomy places the organism in Eukaryota, Fungi, Basidiomycota, Agaricomycetes, Russulales, Peniophoraceae. The record is from the annotation of a GenBank genome assembly.